Paramuricea clavata is the source of this 1613-nucleotide messenger RNA. NCBI's taxonomy places the organism in Eukaryota, Metazoa, Cnidaria, Anthozoa, Malacalcyonacea, Plexauridae. The record is from the annotation of a GenBank genome assembly.
AGGUAUACCAUUAUGAUUGAAAAGCUGAAUGAAAACACCAAUGAAGUGAAUGGAUUAGAAACCACGCAUGGCUACUUUAAGUUGGACGAAAAAUCCCAAACAAAACUCGAUCUGAGAUAUUAUGAAAAAGCUCGUGUCAAGUGGUUGUACUUCACUGCUAUGAAACCCAAGAAUCCUCAACACAGGGCGUGGCUCAACGCCAUCCGGGGACCAGCAUUUGGCCAGCCCCGUCUCCAUGGUAAGAUUAUUAACUGUUCUUUUCCACCGUAAGCAAACAAUAUGUACCCUCCUCAGCUACUGCGAAUAAUACAUGUAGUCUGUAUGGCAGCCAAGAACGCCAACGGCAGAAAACAAGCUUUUGUAUCCGAGAAAAGGCAUACAUAGAUUAACAUUAGAUGCCUGCUGCUUAGAUACUGCUGCAAUAGUAAGUGAAUUCACAUAAAAGACCCAAAACGACAUCUAACAUCUUAACAGUUGGCGUACAGUUAUGUUGUAAACAACGUAGCGGUUUGAAAAGUUACGCGUUCUAUAGCAUGCUCAAAAGGAUAUCGUAUACAAUUUCCGCUUGUCACAGAGCAAAAUGUGUGUUUUAUCGCCACGUAUUCGUUCACGUUCCGUUCUAUUUAUCAAGAAAACAAACAUCCAAACCGCAUGCGGAGUAAACAAUGGAAACGAAACUGAAGGGAAUUUCCUCACUUUCUUCAUGCCUUUCCACACCUGUGCAAACACUAUACCUACAGUUGUUUAAAUAUAUAGAACAAAUGACUGAGCAUCCAAAUGAAACAUUCAUCCACGGGAACAAAUUUCAUUUGAUGGUUGAUCCCUUUAAAUUAGAAAACAUAUUCCCUUACUGUAGGUAUAUCUUCCUGAAUUAAUUUUCCUUUUGCAUGAAACUAUGCUAGCAGAAAGUUGUCAUUAUUCUCUUAGUAAAACACUAUCAUCAAUAUUCUUAAUUUUUUUACAUAAUUUUGUUUUUAGCCAAGCUCCUGUUAUUCUCUGAAACACAAAUCAUUUAAUUUAAUAAAUAGAACUAAUCGAAGUUUUGAAUGAGCAUCCAAAUGACGUGCUUUUCCAUGGGAACAAUUUGUGUUUGACGGUUGGCUCCCUUUAAAUUGUAAAAUAUAUUCCCUUAUUGUAGUAUUGUAGGUGUAUAUUAAUUUUCUUACUUUACAUAGUAAACUAAAUAUGCUCGUAGGAGUUGCAAAUAUUCCUUUUGUAUAACACAUACAAUAAAUAUUUGUAUCGUAACUCUAUAACAUUAUGUUGUUUGUAGCCAAGCUCCUGCAUCCUCUGAAGCACAAUGUUGUAGCAACGGCUAGAAAAAAUAGAACGGUUACCCCCAGAUAAAUCCAUAACACCUACAGCUGUUAAUCACGGAAACCUUGAUUUCGCGUUUGGAAAGGCAGCCAAUGAACACGAUAUCUAUGUGUAUUCAAUGCAAGCAUAUCCACAUCAACAAGAUCUCACAACUGAACCCGUUAGAGACGCGAUUAAAGAAUCUUCUGAUCUUAUUCCGCCCAGAAUCCUUCAAAGUGUACAUGGCUUUUUCAAUCUGAAGCUUGACCACCCAACAAGGCUGAAUUUAUGCGCUUCUUGGGACAAAAAUGCCGUAA